Molecule: messenger RNA, 366 nt
Organism: Gastrolobium bilobum
Lineage: Eukaryota; Viridiplantae; Streptophyta; Magnoliopsida; Fabales; Fabaceae
Exons: 1
Coding region: 1-366 (121 amino acids)
Source: RefSeq, a predicted model, not a curated record
AUGACCCUUCACGGUGAGACAGAUCUCCUCAUGCGUAGGACUUUCCCUACACUUAUGGGCGGGAGAGCACUGACAUGGUACACCAUUUUGCCAACUGGUAGUAUUGCGUCCUGGGAUGAUCUGGCAGGCAAGUUUCAAACCCAUUUCGCAACCAGUCGCCCAGCGCCUAAAUCUGUCCGCUCCCUUGAAAAUAUUCGCCAACAAUCAAGGGAGUCCCUUAGAUCCUUUUUGGACCGCUUUGAUAAAGAGGCUCUGCAGGUCCAAGGUCUAGACCCUGAGGUGCAAGUGCAUAUACUCCUGUCGGGCUUGCGACAAGGAGCGUUCGCCUACGAGCUUGCUCGCCAUGAAAUUACUGACCUAGAAUAG